UUUAUGAAAACGUUGAAGUAACGCUGCGUUAUUCCGCAUCCGACGGCGCCCGCAGAACAUACAGUUGUGUUUUUCCAAGAGAACUCGAAAUUUKCUGUGACGCUGUCUCGCAGUCUCGCAGAAGAGUUUAAACUGGGUGGCCGCGUCUGCUCAUCUUUUUUUCUCGUGUAUACGCACUACCUACAAAUAUAUUUUAUUCAUUAUUUUUGAUAAAGUUAGCUUACUGCAUUUUUGUGUUCGUUGUCUGAUCUGUACGAUUUUUUUUCCCUAAUCGAUUUAUUGUUUAAACAUUUUUUUUUUCUCAACCGCCCGUAACGUGCUUGCUAGACUCACCUGCAGUUGUUUCGUGUGUCCAGACUUAAGAGCAGUGUCACCAUACUAUCGCUCGGGCUGACGUCCCUCAACUCCGGCGAGUAACCGUAGCUGCACCGUCGACUUCGGCGGCGGUGCCCGCUGGACAUCUCGCCGCCACACAGAUCAUCUGGCCAUGCCUCCUCGAUCCCGAACGAAGAAAGCCAUGCCGGCCAAGAAGGUCGAAAACGCCAAGAAUGCCGAGAAGGGKAAGAAGACCGAAAAGGCUAAGGAGGCCGAGAAGCCUAAGAAAGUUAAGAAGAUGUUCGAUUUCAAGAAACCCAUAAUGCCGCCUCAAGAUCCGACUCCAUUUUCAAUAGGUGAGGAAGUAUAUUGCAAUUGGAACAAAUUUUAUUACCGAGGAAAAAUUUUGAAACAUACUGAAGAUACUGAUUAUUUUUCAAUCCAUUAUUGGAAAUUUCGCAAAUCUUGGGAUAUGCCAUUACAUCGGAAGUCAAUACUUAGAUUUGAUAAUAAGAAAAAUGCAGCAUAUGUUAAAAGUUGCAAUGCCUAUGAGAGACAUGUAAAAGCCGCUACGGAACAAGUAUACAGGAAUUUAAAAAAAUGUUUACCAGUUGUAAAAUUGGAUCUUUUACAAUUCGAUCCUACCACAUGUAGGAUUAUUGUUCGUGAAGAUGGAAAUAUUCAACAUCUACCAAAAGAAUCAAUUACAACUAUAUUACCUGAAAUUAAAGUUGAAUCUCCUGCAGUAAAUAAAGAAUUAUUUUUAUCCUCUGAACAAGAAGAAAAUGUUCAAUCAAUAUCACUUGCAGUUAGUGACAACAAUUUAAACACUGAAGUAACUUUAUUAUCUUUAAGCCCAAUACUUGAGGAAGUACAAGAGUCGAAGAUAGAUAAAAACUUGACACAACUCUUGGAUACUUUUUCUACAAAAGAAAAAGUUGCCAUAAAUAUCUUGGAUAAAAUGCUAUCCAAGACAAAACUUCAAAACAAUGUGACUCAAAAUUAUGAAGAUUUUACAUCCAAUCAUAAAUCUAUUUUGAAUGAAUGUAAUCCUUUUGAAAUAGCAAGUUCAUCAAAAAUAACAGUCAUGUCUAAUAAUAAAAGGAAAGCAAAUGACUUUGAUGAAGAUAUUAUUGAUGAACAUGAUAACAUAAAAAAAAUAAAAUUGCUUAAGAAAAAGUCAGGUGCAGAUAGUCUUGAACAGGACAUUAUUGAUUCUCAUUUAGAGCUUGCAUCUGAUAAUAAUAGUUUUGAUUUGAAUAGACUAAUUCAAACUAAUUCUAAUAGUUCAUCCUUACAAACUAUGUUAAUUAAUAAUCAUGAAAAUAAAAAUAUGAACGUAGAUGAUAAUGUAAAUAAAUCGAAAGUACAAAUUGAAAAUGAGGAUAAUACAACAAAGAAUUUUAAUGACAAAGAUGCUAUAGUAAGUGACAUUAGUGUUCCACUAUGUGAGUCAAUCAUUGAGAAGGCAUUUAACGAUCAUGAAGAUGCAACUACUGAAGAUGCUGAAGACUAUAAUUAUUUGAUAUUAAAUGAAUUUAAACAAUCAAGGAGCAAAUAUUUCAAUGAAAUAGUAGUUGAAGGACAAUCUGAAGAUAAUGAGCAACAUAUUUCAAAUGUGGACGAUGAUGAUGCUACAACUUCAAAGGACUAUAAAAUACAGUCCCAUAGUUUACAAAAUCAGUCUGAUGACAGUGAAGAACACAUUUCGCUAGUUGACAAUGAUGAUGCUACAACUUCAAAGGACUGUAAAAUACAGUCCCAUAGUUUACAAAAUCAGUCUGAUGACAGUGAGGAACACAUUUCGAACGUGGACGAUGAUGAUGUUACAACUUCAAAGGACUGUAAAAUACAGUCCGAUGGUUUACAAACUCAGUCUGAUAACAAUGAAAACCACAUUUCAAAUGUGGAGUUUCAAAAUGCAUCAACUUCCAAUGAAGGUGUUGCAUUUCAGUCUUAUAAUUUUAGCAAUCCAAUGGGUGUUUCAAUUGAAAAUGACUUAACAAUACAAAUUGAUGAUUUCCAAGAAGAAAUUAUAAUUUCUGAAACCGAGGAUCAAUUAAUAUUGGCUGAUCAACAAGAUUCAAUUAAUUCAUACACUGAUUCAGUGGUUGAUAAAUCAAGUUAUGAAUUAAAUAACCACUCAAAUGAAAUGGAAAGUAUGCUAAAAUAUAAUUCAAAUUUUAUUAUAUCAGACGGGUCCUUACAUGAAACUGAUACUGCUGAAAACAAUACAUGCUUUGAAACUGAUUAUUUUGAAGAGGUUACAACUUCCAAUUCUAAAGAAAAAUCAAUGUUUGACAAUCAACUACAUCUUAUUGAUUCAAAUUAUGAUGCAGUUGGUAAUAAAUCAAAUAAUAGUCAACUGAAAAAUGUUACAGCUGAUGAAUUCAAGAAAGAUAUGUCAAUGACGUUUCAACAUUUUUUUAACCCAUUCAAUGUUUCAACUAGUAAACCAUGUUGUCUUAUUAAUUCUUGUUUUGAAAGUAUUAAUAAAAAUCCAGAUCACAUCACAAAAGUUAAUUUCAAAGAUUUGUCAACAGGCAACCAGAAGAGUUUAAAUUUUAGUCAAAGAAAUACUGAAAAUGUACACAACUUAAAUGCUUCUAUAAAACAGGAAAUUAUUUUGAAUGAACCUUCCAUCAAUCUUGAGGGUAAUUUUGUUGUUGAUAAUGGAGAUAAUGAAAAUAUUGACAGUAAUCAAUCUAAUAAAGUAGCUUUCAUUUUUUCUAGAAGAACUUUAUCAAAUACUACAGAUAAUUUAGAUGAAAUUAAUGAAGUAAAACUGGAAAAUUUGAUCGAAAUAGAAGUUAUUUUUACUUCUGAAGAUAGUCUUGAUCAUACAAAACAAUCACGUCAUGUGUCCAAUGAUAAACCUACUUUAGAAAAAAAUGAUUUUUCUAAAUUUGAAAGAUUAUCAUCAACUACUCUAACUACUUUUGAAAAUAAUCAAACAAAUGAAACUACUGCCAAUCUAACGUUUGAUAAAAAUUGUAAUUCAUCAUUAUCCUCAUCAAGAACAAUGUCAAUCAGUACAGAGAAAAUAAAUUAUUAUGAUGAUAAAGCUAAUACAGAUUUCAUAUCAAAUGAUAGUUGUAUUUUAAACAAAAGUAAUGAUCUUGAUACUGGGAAUUCUUCAAGUUCAUCAAUGUCAGCAAAUGUGAUGAUCAAAAAAAGAAAAAGAAAACAUCAUAAAAAUAAAAAUACUGAUGGAAUAGAUCAUGUUUGGAGAGUAAAAGCAUCAACAUCAACAACUAAGUCAAAAAAUAAGAAUAUUUAUAAAAAAUACAAACCAACCAAGGGAGAAGACAAUGUUCGAAAAGUUAAAGUUUCAAAAUCAACAAAUGAGUCAAAAAAUAAGAAUAUUUAUGAAAAAUACAAACCAACCAAGGGUCUAGCAGUUAGUUACAUAAAAAAAACAAACCUAUAUACAAAACUUCUUAAAAGCAAAUCUAAGGAUCUAUGUAUAAAUUCUGAUGAUAAUGAUAUGGUUGUUACAAACAAUGCAAAAGAUCUUACUUCUAACAAUAGCUUUGAUUUAAACCAAAUUGAUGAUUACGAAACUGGCUGUUCUUCAAGCUCGUCAACAUAUGUGCCUAAUGAAAAAAAUAAAUUUAAUGAUCGUAAAAGUGAAAAUUCUGAUGGUCAUAUUCAUAAAAUAAAAGAAUAUCCAACAACACCAAUAACCCACCUAAAUAUUCAAAAUAUUUAUAACAAAAACAAAGCUACUAAGGUAGUUGAUAAAUUAAAAAAAUCACAAUUAUAUGAAAAAUAUACUAAAAGCAAGUCCAAGGAAUUGAAAAUUAAUGCUGAUAAAUAUAAUUAUUUUGAUACAGGCUAUAAUCAAGAUAUUGCAACUGAUACCUCUCCUGUAAACGAAAACCAUCGAUCUGAAGUUUGUGGUAUUUCAAGGUCAUCAACAUCAACUAAAGUGACAAAUAAAAAAAAGAAAAUUAAAGAAAAUAAAUCAGAAAUUACUGAUGGAGAAGAUAAUUUUUGGAGACCAAAAGCAUCUUCAUCAACAAUAAAGUCAAAUGAUAAGAUUUUACAUGAUGGAAACAAUAAAUCAACUGAAUCUCUAUCGGUUAAUUAUUUGAAAAAAAUAAAAGCUCAAGAGAAACUUCUAAAAAGCAAAUCCAAAGAUUCAUUAAAAAUGAAUAAUAAAGAUCGUUUUGAAAAUGACUACCAAGAAGAUGAUAGAUCUAAUGAAAGUUGUAUUACAAAUCAAAGCAAUCAAAUCGAAGCUUGUAGUUCCUCAAGUUCAUCUACAUUAAAAAAUGUUACAAAUAAAAAAAAUAAAGCUAAUCAUUGUGAAAGUGGAACUUCUGAUGGAGAAGAUGAUUUUAGGAGACUAAAAGCAUCAACAUCAUCAGUGUCUAACAAUAAGAUAAUAUACAAUGAAGAUGGUAAAUCAGCUGAGAGUAUACCAGUGAAUUAUUUAAAAAAAUCUAAAGCUUAUAAAAAAUGUCUUAAAAGAAACUCUAGAGAUGAUUUUAUUACCAUUAAUAAAGAUAACAUUGUAACUAACUAUCAACAAGAUAUAGUAUCAAAUGAAAGUAAUCAAUCUGAAGUUUGCAGUUCGUCAAUCUUAACAAAUGUGACAACUAAAAAAAAGAAAACUAAAAACCAUAAAAAAUAUGUUUCUGAUGAAGGUCGGAGAGGAAAAACAUUAACUUCCGAGUCAGACAAAAAGAUUAAUUAUGACAAAGAAAGAAAAUCAACUGAAGGUCUAGGAGUUAAUUAUUUAAAACAAAUAAAUUUGUAUCAAAAACUUCUAAACAGCAAGUCUAGAGAUGCAGUUUUAAAUGAUGAAAAAGAUAAUUUUGAAGAUAACUACCAAUUCAAAGAUGAAAAAUCUAAUUAUAGUCUUAUUAUGAAUCAAAGUCAUCAAAUUGAAGAUUAUAGUUCUUCAAGUUCAUCAAUAACRAAUGCCAUAAAUAAAAAAAAGAAAACUCAAUAUUGUGAAAGUGGAACAUCUGAUGAACAUUUUUCAAGAUCAAAAGCAUCAACAUCAACUACAGAGCCCAAUGAUAAGAUUAAACUUAAUGGAAUCAAUGAAUCAACCAAGUUGCUACCUGUUAAUUGUUUAAAAAAAUUAAAAGUUCAUGAAAAACUUCUAAAAAGCAAGUCUAAAGAUUUGUUACAAAUUGAUAAUAAUGAUUAUUUUCAUGCUGACWAUCAGCUAGAUGUAAUAUCUAACGAAAGUAAUCAAUCUGAAGCUUGCAGUUCAUCAAUCUCAGCUCACUCAACAGCUAAAGGAAAAAGAACUGAGGAACAUAAAAAUGUUAUUUCUGAUGUAGGAGAUAAUUUUUGGAGAGGAAAAACAACAACCGAGUCAAAUAAUAUGGUUAUGUUUGUCAGAAGAAGUGAAGCAAUUGAGCGUCGUGGAGUUGAUCACAAACACAAGUCAAAAGUGUUUAAAAAAUAUACAAAGAAAAAAUCAAGUGAUGUAGAUUUAAAUAGUGACAGCGAAGUUAAUUUAGUUGGUGACUCUCUACUAGAUUUAACUUCCAAUAGUCUUACUUUGAAUAAUAGUAAUCUUUCUGAUACUACUACUUCAACAAUAGAAACAACUGUCUUAAUCAAUAAGAAGAAAAUUAAUAACAGUACAAAUAAAGUUACUGAUGGAGUUAAUUGUGUCAAAGAAGUAAGAGAGCUUAAAGGUGAUAUUAAAAAGAAAUCGCAUGUGGUAGAUAUUCUCCCUGACAAAGAUGAUAAAGUGAUUAAUAACUAUCAACCAAUUCCCAAAUUAAAUAAUGGAAAUUGGUCAUGUGGAAGUGCAAGUUCAUCAAAUUCAGUAGSAUUGUCAAAUAAUCAAAUAGAAUCUGAUGAUGAUGCACAUACUACAGAUGACGAUGAUCACUAUGUUAAAAACAGAAAAAUUUCUAAAAAUAAACCUUUUGAUGAUGUAGACCGUGGUAUUUUUGAAGCUUUUGGAUAUGAAAAACUAUAUUCAAGAGCUGCAAAGGUAAAAGCUAAUGAAGCCAUAUCGUUGAUGAGUAAGCCACUCAUCAACAAGGAUAAGAAAAAUGAUGUUGUAAAACGAUCUAAGAAUGGCAAGAAGAACAAUGAAUUUAUUAAUCCACGGAAUGGCAUGAUGUCAUUGGAAGACUACAACGUGAAGUUGCCAAAGUUUGCUUAUGCAAUAUUAAUCCUAGACAAACAUAUGCUUGAAGAUGAUCGUUGUAUUUCAAUAGUACCUUCAUGUACAAACGUGCACACAAUUAUGAAUGAAUACGUAGCUGAAAAUAGCACUAGUCGGCAGGAUAUGGCUAAGAUCAUGCUAGAAGCAUUUAACCGUUCGUUGUAUUUGUGGUUGUUACAUCCACUUGAAAGGCCUAAACAUAAUGAUGUUAUACUUACCAAUGUUGGUAAAUCCAUGUGCCAUAUCUAUGGACUUCCUCACUUUCUCCGAUUUGUCAUGAAACUGCCCAAAUUUUUCCACAUGGUGAAGGACAAAAUGAAUAAUUUUGUACCUGAUGCUGUUGAAUUUAUUAAAGGAUUUCUUAGUUUUAUAGAGCAAAAAUAUGAGCAUAUCUAUAUGAUGAAUUAUGAUUGUAUAAUGCCCUAUGAAUAUAGAAAGGCAUACUAUGUGUAACUUUUCCCCUCUUGGAAUGAUACAGUCUGUCGCAACUAAUUGUUGUUCAUUACACAUACUUAGAUAAUAGUUUAUUACUCUGUACAAUUUUUUUUAUACAUACAAUGUAAUUUAUUUACCUUUUUUUACCUUAAUUUUAUUACUUAAUAUUAUUUGUCAAGUAUAAAAUAGGUUACUCUUUUGAUAUAUAUAUUUAAAUUAAUAUUUAUUGUUUCCAAUAAAAGCAUUUUUUCUAUUGUAAUAAAUACAAUGGCUUUAUAAGUAUAGUACUC
Diuraphis noxia (Russian wheat aphid) is the source of this 7185-nucleotide messenger RNA. RefSeq lists its product as uncharacterized. The record is from RefSeq and is a predicted model, not a curated record. Lineage: Eukaryota; Metazoa; Arthropoda; Insecta; Hemiptera; Aphididae.